AUAAGGCUAAACUCUUACCUCAAGUUCUUAGUCCGGGUGCCCGCAACGAUGGGCAGAAAAAAAGUCAGAUAUCUUUUCCCCAACUGAUCCCCUACGCUCAAAUUCCGAUUUACUUUUUGACUUCGCUAGAGAGGGCACAAUAACCGUGGUGGUGGAAAACGCGCUCCAAAACAAGAUGAAUACCGCACCGAUUUGCUCCAGAGGUCCGAUAUGCGAAACGAGCGUUUCGAGGCGUACUACAAAGCACAAAUGGUAUUAUCGGAGGAGGAGUGGGGUCAGUUUCUCGAUGCAUUGAGCAGUCCGUUGCCUACGACGUUCAGAGUUGCUGGGAGCCGUCUAACUGCAAAUUCAUUGAACAAAGCGAUAAAAGAAGUUCAUGUCCCCAUAUUGAGCAACGUCAUAUUCGAGGACCAGAAGAUUCCUCCACCUGUACAGUUGCCUUGGUAUCCCGAUGGCCUUGCUUGGCAGUUCAAUGUCCCAAAAAAGGUUUUGCGAAAGUCGCCCGAAUUCAAGAAGUUUCAUUCAUUUCUUGUCUUUGAAACUGAAGUUGGCAACAUCUCGCGUCAAGAAGCGGUCAGUAUGCUACCUCCUCUGUUUUUGGACGUUGAGCCACAUCAUAGGGUUAUGGACAUGUGUGCGGCUCCUGGAUCCAAGACUGCCCAGCUCCUCGAAGCCCUCCACGCUCAUGAUACUCUCACCGCGAGUUCUAUCCCCUCCGGUCUCCUGAUUGCGAAUGACAGCGACUACAAACGUACCCAUCUUCUUAUCCAUCAGUCAGCAAGACUUCCCAGUCCUGCUCUUAUGGUUACAAAUCUUGACGCGUCAAAUUAUCCUUCAAUGAAAGUUCCAAGCGUUCCUACUCAUCCCCAACCGCCCUCAAGUAGCAUUAAUGUCAAAUCGAAACUCACUCCGCUCUUGUUCGAUCGGAUAUUGUGUGAUGUCCCCUGUAGUGGGGAUGGUACACUUCGAAAGAACCUUGGGAUUUGGAAGACGUGGCAGCCGAAUGAUGGAAACGGGUUACAUUCGCUGCAACUCCGCAUCCUUCAACGUGCCAUGAAGUUGCUAAAACCCGACGGCCGAGUGGUGUAUUCCACCUGCUCAAUGAAUCCUGUCGAAAACGAGGCAGUGGUUGCUUCAGCAUUAAAUACUAACUCUGAUUUCCAUCUUGUCGACGUUUCAUCCUCUCUACCUUCGUUGAAACGAAGGCCUGGGUUGAGUGCUUGGAGGCCCACAGCGGACAAGGCUGUGAAAACAACUUAUGAAACAUACUCGGCCUUCCUCGAAGCGAAUCCUCAAGCUGCUGCUAAUACAAAAUUGACCGAGGGACACUGGCCCCCUUCGAAUGUUGCGGAUUUACACUUGGAGAGAAGCAUGAGAAUAUAUCCUCACCUACAAGAUUCUGGCGGAUUUUUUGUGGCAGUUUUGGAGCGAAAAACGGGUGGCCCGAGUUCGAAAAGGGAAAAGAAGCGCGCUGUUGAAGAGACGGCUGAAGGCGACAACGAACCGGAUACCAAGAAACCACGGCUGACUGAGGAAACUCUGACAACGACAUCAACACCACAGCAAGAGACGGAUAUCACUAUGAUGGGUGCUUCUGUGAAGAACGACGAUCUCUCGAUCUUUGACGAUGCGAAAGAUGCAGCGAGUGGUGGAGCUUUCAAAGAAAUGCCUUAUACGUUCUUAUCGAAGGACGAUCCUGCACUGGUCUCUUGCAUACAACGUCUCCAUCUCACAUCAAAUUUCCCCUCCGAAAACAUACUGAUCCGAAAUCCUGAAGGCGACGUCGUUCGAUCGAUGUACCUCACCAACUCGAUCGUGAAAUCCGUCAUUCAGAAUAAUGAUUUUACGCGUAUCCGGCUCACUUCUGCGGGUACGAAGGUAUUCACCAGGCAGGAAGGUGCAGGUGCCAAGGUACAUCCAAAAUCGGUGCUAGAGGAAACGAAGUCGAAGGAAGAACAAGACGAAAAUCGCCGUUCAGUGCCAUCAUCGGCGUCGCCGUCAAACGUAGGUGUCGGACCACAAUACCGUAUCCUCGGGGAAGGUUUACCUGUGGUUCUUCCUUACGUUGAACCCACGCGAAUCAUUGAAGGUCCUAUGUCUGCGCUCAAAACAUUAGUGGAAUCGUAUUACCCGUUACUUGAAAGUUUCGAGGAGUCUUUCCGGGACGUGAUUCGGCAAUCAGAACUCGGGUGCCAUGUUGUCCGAUUCCCUCCCGGGGAAAUACAGGGAGGAUCACUCAGUCACGAACUAGUCCUUCCGAUAUGGAAGUCCGGUGUUUCGAUGACCCUAAUGAUAGAUAAAAAGGCCAAAAAUGCUCUCAGCCUACGUGUAUUCGGGAAAGAAUUACCCUCGACGGCAAGCGCCAGGCAGCGGAAAACAGAAAAAGCUAUUGUUGACGCUGCCGGGGCUGACACCGUUGUCCUCGACGAUGAGGGGGAGGGGGGUCACGGAGAGGUUGUCGCUGAAGAAUCAUCUGACGAGGUCACCGUCUGGCCAGAUAUUAAUAUUGGGUCGGAACAUAUCGUCAUACAGGGUUUGUGACGCCAGAAAUACCAGAAAUUAUUUGAUGUCCUGGUGUAUGCGUCGAGAGCGGUGUUCAUGGUCCGUGUUCAACGCGACUCUAGGACCAACUAUGUAGGCCCGGGCUGGGUCCAACUUCGACUCAGUCCCGUUGCUUGAUACACGCCAUGGUCAUCCAUCAUUAUCCCACUGUGGCACCAAGCACUUCUCAGAGUGGCCUUCCAGUCAAGCGUGCUGUGUGUUUGAGACACCUGGGUAAAGGUCAGCCCACCAUUGGCCCAGGUCAUGAUCAAUAAACCUCCUUUACCUUGGGUUACCUCCCAGUCUAUGAACAAACGUUCCUAAGUACCAAGUUGUUUCGAUGAAUUAAUUCUCUCCCCACACCUGUCUUCGGAUCUCAGACAAUUCGAUUACCCACGUUCUUUCUCCAGUCAUUUCUACUUGGGAUAGAUCUCGAAGGGUCCCUGACAGAGCCUGAUUGUUGGCAUCUUCUGCCAAAUUUAGCAUUACACCAA
Molecule: messenger RNA, 3035 nt
Organism: Marasmius oreades (fairy-ring Marasmius)
Lineage: Eukaryota; Fungi; Basidiomycota; Agaricomycetes; Agaricales; Marasmiaceae
Exons: 14
Coding region: 211-2541 (776 amino acids)
Biological process (GO): tRNA methylation
Cellular component (GO): nucleus; cytoplasm
Molecular function (GO): tRNA binding; tRNA (cytidine-N5)-methyltransferase activity
Source: RefSeq, a predicted model, not a curated record